AUGUCAGAUAAUAUAAAACAAGAAGAACAUAUAGAAGAAGUAGUACCUGCUACUGAUGCCGCAGCUUCUGCUACUCCUACUGCUAGUGCUACCACAGAAGAUGAUGGUCUUGAUAGAAAAACAUUAUUCGUAAGAUCAAUCCCAUUUGAAGCAACAUCAGAUCAACUAUCAGAAUUCUUCUCCCAAUUUGUUCCUGUCAAACAUGCAGUCAUCGUCACCGACAUGACAACUCAUCAAUCAAGAGGAUUUGGAUUCGUUUCAUUUACAAUGGAAGAUGAUACAGUUACUGCCUUAGUUGAAGCACGUAAAAAUAAAUUCAUGAAUAGAUUCUUAAGAAUAGAUAUUGCCAAAAGAAGAGAUCGUAAACUUAAUACUACUACUACUGAUGAUGGUGAAUCACAUGCUCAUGAUAAAAAACUGGUAGAUCCUGUUGAAAAGAGAAGAGCAAGAUUGAUUAUUCGUAAUUUACCUUGGUCAUGUAAAAAACCGGAUGGAUUAAAGAAAAUCUUUAGUAAAUAUGGUGCUGUCUUUGAUGCAUAUAUUCCUAAGAAAAAGGGAGGACAAAUGUGUGGAUUUGCCUUUGUUACUAUGAAGAAACAAGCUGCUGCUGAAAGAGCUGUUAAAGAAUCUGUUGGAUUGAAAAUUGAUGGAAGAGAAGUUGCCGUUGAUUUAGCGAUUGAGAAAUCUAAAUGGGAAAAAGUGAAGGAAGAUGAACCAGAAGAAGAAGAGGAAGAAGAAGAAGAAGAAGAAGAAGAAGAAGACGCAGAUGAAGAAAAAGAAGAAGACGAAGAAGAGCAAUCUGAUGAAGAUAAAAAAUCAGAAGAAGAUUUCGACAAUCUCAAUCAAAUAAACUCCGAUGACGAACCAGAAGAAGACGACGAAGAUGAAGAAGAUGAAGAAGAAGAACAACCCAGAAAGAAAUCAAAUAGACAAGAAGCUUAUUCCAUCUUUAUUAGAAAUCUCCCAUAUGAUGCCGAUUCAGAAUCCCUCACUGAACAUUUCACCGAAAAAUUCGGUCCGGUCAAAUAUGCCCUUCCCGUUAUCGAUAAAGAAACCGGUAUAGCCAAAGGAUCAGGUUUUGUAGCAUUUAAAUCCGAAGAUGCAUUCCUUCAAUGUAUCGAAAAUGCCCCAUCUCAAGCUUCAACGUCCAUGCUUAUUCCUGAUGAUGUUUCUCCAGAAUACGUAUAUCAAGGACGUAUUUUAUCAAUUACUUCUGCCGUUGAUCGUAGUUCUGCCAAUCGAUUAGCUGAAAGAAAUUCAGAAAAACGUAAAGAAGUAUUAGGUAAAGCACCUGGAGAAAAAGAUAAACGUAAUUUAUUUUUAUUAAAUGAAGGUCGUAUUACUGCCAAUUCAAAAUUAGCUCAAUUUAUUUCAAAAACUGAUUUAGAAUUACGUGAAAAAUCAUAUAAAUUAAGAGUUCAACAAUUAAACAAGAAUCCAACCUUACAUCUUUCAUUAACUCGUUUAGCCAUUAGAAAUUUACCAAGAGCAAUGAACGCCAAGGCAUUGAAAGCAUUAGGUAGAAAAGCAGUCGUUCAAUUUGCUACUGAAGUCAAAGAACAAAAACGUCAACCAUUAUCAAAAGAAGAAGUCUCCCGUUCUCUCAAACUCAAACAUGAAGAAAAUGACACCUCAUCCACCCCCGCCGCCAACGCCACCUCUGAAGAAUCAGCAGCCAAAAAAUCCAAUAAACAUAAAGGUGUGGUCCGUCAAGCUAAAGUCAUCAUGGAAAUCAAAGGUUCUGGAGAAACUGGUCGUAGUAGAGGUUAUGGGUUUAUAGAAUUUCGUGAUCAUAAAGCUGCACUUAUGGGAUUAAGAUGGUUGAAUGCCCAUGAAGUCACCCCUGAUGAGAUAUUAGAAGGAUUAACCGAUGAAGAAAAGAAGAUUGCCAAAGCUACUGAAGGUGGAUUGAAUAAAAGGAAAUUAAUUGUUGAAUUUGCGGUUGAGAAUGCUCAAGUUGUCAAGAGAAGAAAGGAAAGGGUUAUGAUUGCUAGAAGUGGGAAUGCUAGGGAAGGAGGAGAAGGUGGAUAUAAGAGAAAGAGAGAUCAAGAUGGAGAGGAAGAGAAUGGGAAAGGAGGAAAGAAGAGAAAGAUGCUUAGAAAGGGGUCGGCAAAGAAGGGAAAUAUGAAUAAAGGUGGUGCUGCCAAGACUGACAACCAAGGUGCAGAAUCUAAUAAGAAUAAAUCUGGUAUGUCUGAAGAUACUAAGAGACUUAUUGGUAUAAAGAGAAAGAGAAGAAAGGGUAAGAAUUAA
Molecule: messenger RNA, 2253 nt
Organism: Hemisphaericaspora subhashii
Lineage: Eukaryota; Fungi; Ascomycota; Pichiomycetes; Serinales; Debaryomycetaceae
Gene: NOP4
Product: mRNA-binding ribosome biosynthesis protein
Exons: 1
Coding region: 1-2253 (750 amino acids)
Molecular function (GO): RNA binding
Source: RefSeq, a predicted model, not a curated record